Messenger RNA from Peronospora farinosa, 1611 nucleotides. The record is from the annotation of a GenBank genome assembly. Lineage: Eukaryota; Oomycota; Peronosporomycetes; Peronosporales; Peronosporaceae.
AUGGAUGAAAUGUUGGUGACAGUAGCCCAACGAGCCAAGAAGGAGUUGGAAACAAUCUCGAAACGCCAAGUAAUGGAAGAGGGAAGAUGGAAACGUAUAGCACGAUCGAAGCCAGAGUGUCAGUCAUUCGAGUCUAUUAGUAAAGCUAAGGAUCAGUACAGUGUCCUGGUGGAAAUGGACUUGCCAUGCAGUCUACGAGAGAUCAUGAGUGUGUACUCUACGGACAAUUUAGCUGAGUUUCAUCGCAGCAUGGAGGCAAUCUUUGGAGACCAGUACGUCUAUGGCGUCAAUAUUCGCACGGCGGACUGUGCUUCAAUUGUUGAAGAAUGCAACUCGGUUUUGCGGUCGCGCCCACAAGGUCGACGAGCUUCGGCGCCAGCUACUUCGCGUGGAUACGAGGAAAGUAUAUGUACUAAUGUGUCGCCGUUGCGUUCAGCUAAAUUACAUGUAAAUGCUGUAACCCUUAUGCAAAAGCACCACCUGGUGUGGAAGCAGCGAAAUAUGACGUUUAUGGAUUAUUUGGAAGAAAACAUUGAGACGAAAUCAGUCACUCGCGUGAUGCAGACAAUGGAUAUGCAAGAUGAAGACCUGGAGUGUAGUUCGAUAGCAAUGUCGUCCCCGACAGCUGUCUCAAGCAAUCUAGAAUGUCUCUUUCAACAGCAUACUCAGCAUGGGAUCGAUUUACGCCGGGAGCUAAAGGGAAUCCUUGCGGGAUAUAUCAUCCAAGAAGACUCAAAUGAGAAGCUUACACGGGUUUUCUUUCAUGCGACGCACCAUCACCGUCCCUCUAGUUGGCACGGACCGACAAGAAUGCCUCGAUCUGCAGUUCAGCUUUUGCGUGCUAUGGUAAAUAAGGUGUGUCUUCUUGAGACAGUUAUACUGCGUCGUCGUUUGGGUUACUACCCGUUGACUCGUCUGCCUACUUGCUCCGACGUGGCACUCAGAUGUGCAGCAUGCUGCGUCCCUUUUAACAUGCUUCGCAAGAGAUAUGUUUGCAGACUGUGUGGCCACCACACGUGUCGGAAGUGUUCGGACGUGCAGGAAGUUGAAAAAACUGUUGGACAGGUUGAGAAGCAUCGAGUGUGUGCGUCAUGUGUGCGGCGCGUAAGCUACUGCGUGUUCAGUAUGUGUGCUUUCCCGCCUAAGACCGCUUCGAACGUCAGUGAUACCAGUCGGACAUCACCGCGAUCCCCGCAACCAAUUGAAAGAAACGUGGAAGACGAUGAUUUUGACCCGCCGAUUAUGGACGAUCUUGCUUCCAAUGACUUUGAGCACGUGGAAGUUUUUCACUCAAACCAAAACGGAGUCUUUGCCGGUUUCGUAUCCCGUUUGCUUCAUGAUAAAGACAAGAAGCGAGACAUCGAUUCCCAUCGGAAACAGGAUUUCACUGCCCAAGAGAGGCAAAACUUAACUGCUGCUAAACGAAGGCAGCGGCAGCGGCUGCAACUAAAUAUUGAUGAUCUGAACCCAUGGGCUCCAGGACCACCACCUCUCGACGGUCAGAACACGCCAAAGGAGUCAAUAUGUAUCCUCGACAGCUUCGGUAUUUCCGAUCCAUCGACAAGCUCUCGCUUACGCGAGCUACCUUCUUCAUCGCCGACGGAAGCGUGA